UUACUAUUUUUUACUUUCUUGUUUCUUCGAUUUGAGGUUAUAUCAUGUGGUUCCUUGUGUUUUAUUUGAUAUUUAACUAAUUAUUUUAAUAAACUAAUUAAUAAUUAUUAAAAUGGGUGUUAAAUCCAACGAUGAACCGCUCUCCACUAAAUAUGUUUUUAACAGAAAAGCUGGCCGAAGUAUAAUAGAACGUCGACCUGUAUUUUCACCGGAUGGAGAAUAUAUAAUUUUAAUUGUUGAAAAUGUGGCAAGAGUAUACAACAUUCAAACGGGUGACUGCACUCGCACGCUUGAAACUGAAGGGUCUAUCAAUGAGCUAGUGGCGGUACAGUUUCCUGAAGAUGAAGAUUACAAUUUGUGUGGUUGUUCUGACAAUGGUCUUGUCACAACAUGGACUUGGGAGCAAGGGGCUGUACUUCGAGAAGUUCAACUCCAAAUCCCAAAUUCAGCAAAAGUGUGCACAUUUAAUGUAAUAGACAGCAAUGAAUGUUUCAUCAUUAGUUAUGACCAUAGUAUAGACAAAGUUUAUACUGCAACACACUCUCUUAAAAAUGGUAGCUUAUUAUAUGACUAUAUUCAGAGGAAAUUAAAGUAUUUUGAGAUUAUGUGUGUUGCUAUUGGUUGGUGUCAAGGUGACAGAUUUGCAGCCUUCUCCAAUGGAACUAGUACACUGCACAUUCAGAAUCUAAAACACCCACAUAUGAAAACAGAAUUGAUGAACUUCAAUGGAUUCAGAAUUUUAUCAGUAGCAGCUCAUCACAGGGAGCCUAUGAUUGCUAUAACCGACACAUUGGGGAGAGUAACAGUCAUCCGAGGAAAUCUAUAUGACACUCGCAAUAUAGGCAGAGAAGUUUUACACUGGCAUUGUUUGCCGACAUUUGCAUCAUGUUUUUCCACACAGGGCAAUUAUUUGAUUACUGGUGGCGUGGAGAAGGUGUUGGUCAAAUGGACACUAGGCAACUUAGCGGACAGAGCUAAUCAGAAGGCUUUCAUCCCGAGGUUGCCUGGCAUCAUACGAUACAUUACAGCCAACAGUAACCACAUUGCUAUAACACUUUCCAACAACUCCGUGGUUAUAGCCAGUGCAAUAAUGCGAGUGGUAACCACAAUCCUCGAAUGUGGAGGACUGUCUCCAGUAGGCAGAGUGCUGGGAGCUUCGCUGGUGUACUAUCGGCCCUCGAAGGCUUUGCUGAUGCCGGGCAGGACGGGACACUUGCAGCUCUACUCCACCACUACUGAUAAAGUUCUCUACAAUAUUGAUGUAACACAAAUGAACAGUCUUACUUCCGAAAGACAGAACCUUAUACCUUUGGAAGUGGAAGUUACGUGUGCUGCGAUCUGUGCCACCGGGUCCUGGCUGGUGACAUCAGAAUACAGGAAUGACGGCACCAAUUAUCCCGAGGAACAGCUAAAGUUUUUUGCUGCAAAGCACAACUCUUCACCAUUCAAAUUAAAUACAUCAGUGAAUUUAUCACAUGGAGGUUGCAGGGUUGUGUCUUUAGCACUAAACAAUAGAGGUCAAUUUUGCGUAUCAUCGGGCACAGACCAAAAAUUCAGGAUAUGGAAACGUGGUACUACGGAUGAUAGACGGAAAAAGAUAGUGUGGUACUGCCUCACAACCUGCUAUUACUCAUCAGGCAUAGCCCAUUUUCUCGGGAAUCCGGUUUUGAACAAAUUCAAAACCAGUGAAAAUCUCCACCCAAAUGAAAUUAAAGACUAUCCAUAUAUGAAGGAUAUUACACGUGAUGACCUUGUGAAGAGAAUUUUUAACAUACACAAGCAUGAGGGAGAGUCUCUCGCAGAUAAACAAGUUGUUGGUAGCAAAGGUUCAGGCAAUAACGAGUUUUCGAUGGCCGGUGUGGCGAUAUCGCAGGACGGCUCGUUGAUCGCCGCGUGGUUCGGAAGUAAACUUACUCUGUGGGACACGCAUCUGUGCAAUCUACGGACAACACUGUCACAUCCAGCACUGCAGCCGAAAGGCGUCCAUGUGCAGUUUGGAAAUAAGGACGCUGCCCAUUAUCUUGUUUGUACAACCAACAAAUGCUUGGCAGUCUGGAGUCUUUUGUCUCUGACAAUCAAAUGGAUGGUUCAGAUUGAGACAACAUGCCUGGUGGCUGAUCCUUAUAGCAACAAAAUGGCCAUGAUCACCACAGAUAACGAUAUAUACGUUUUUACUCCUCACAAUUCAACACCAAUAUUUGUACAACGUACGGUGGGCAUGGGCAUUAAGCAUUGUGCGUUUGGUUCUUCCAAGGAUGACGAUGUGUGCCUGUAUGUGAUGACUGAUACUUCUGAGAUCUACUGCUUAGAACCCGAGACAACAGAAGAAGGCCGCUUAGAAGUGUUAACGCAGAGCAACCUUCCCGCAUCCAAGUUCAGCGCGCUCAUAGCCGAGCAGAGCCUAUAUGACGUCACGUCCACCACUAACUCCGUCACACAGGAGUUGAAUAAGGCUGCCCUUGGGAACACGGCCGUUUCUCAGUUUCUAUCCGCCGCUCCUCACAUGGUGCCUCCAGUGAGUUUGCUGUGUCCACUAUUCCUGCAACAUAUAUCGGGAUACAAAGAAAUCGAGCAAACGGAGGAAGAAGAACCCCCAAUGGAAGUCGACCCUCAGACCAGCGAUGACGAAGACGUACAAGUUAAGUCUACACAUGCUCCUAAACCUGCCCAGCUGUGGGCACCAAGCUACGAUACAAUUAAGCAAAAAAGAUUAGGGAAAAUACUAAGAGAACCAUUAUUAAAUUUAAGUAUGACAUCAUCAUUGUUUAACGUUUGAUUUAAGGAAUAAAUUUGUUUAUUAUUUUACGAAA
Molecule: messenger RNA, 2810 nt
Organism: Bicyclus anynana (squinting bush brown)
Lineage: Eukaryota; Metazoa; Arthropoda; Insecta; Lepidoptera; Nymphalidae
Product: WD repeat-containing protein 75
Exons: 11
Coding region: 113-2776 (887 amino acids)
Biological process (GO): positive regulation of transcription by RNA polymerase I; positive regulation of rRNA processing
Cellular component (GO): nucleolus
Molecular function (GO): RNA binding; protein binding
Source: RefSeq, a predicted model, not a curated record